AUGUCCCCGUCCGACCCGCGUUUAAACCUCUGCGCUCCGCAGAACCGUCCCCGCUCUCUGCGCGGCGACGCGCGUCGCUCCGGCUCGCAGGCGCUGGCCCAGAUCACGGUCCCGCUGCGGCUGCCGGCGAACGCGACGGGGGAGGCGGCACUUCGGCAGGACGAGGUGUCCUACGUCCUCAGGAUAGAGGGGAGGCUGUACACCGUUCACCUGCAGCAGCACGUCUUUUUAUCUGAAGAUUUCAGGAUUUACAUGUCUGAUGAGAAAGGAUCUUUGCGCUCUGAUUCAACCCCUAUCAAGGGAGGCUGCCACUACCGGGGGUACAUCGAGGGCUUCCCCAGCUCGGCAGUGACCCUCAGCACCUGCUCGGGGCUCAGGGGCUUGCUGCAGUUUGAGAACGUGAGCUAUGGGAUUGAGCCCCUGGGUUAUUCUCCUGCGUUCGAGCACUUUGUGUAUCGAGUGAGCGACGAGAGGACGGCAGGUUCCCUCUUGGCCAACAGCCACCCCGAGAGGGGGCCAGGCAGGCUGAUAGCAGGGGAGGUGUCAACCAAAGCACGUGGAGGUGACAAACCACUAUCAGCUGCAGCACGAUCUCCCAAAUACUUGAAAGUGUACGUAGUUUUGGACAAGGCUUUGUACAACUAUAUGGGUUCAGAUACAAAUGCUGCAACACAGAAGAUAAUCCAGGUCUUCAAUUUAGUCAACAAUAUGUUUAAUCCUCUUAAUGUUACCAUUGUGCUGUCCUCCCUGGAGCUGUGGACAGAGGAGAAUAAAAUAUCGACAGCAGGGGAAGCAGAUGACCUUCUACAGCGAUUUUUACAGUGGAAACAGUCAUAUCUCGCUCUGGGAUCGUAUGACAUAGCUUAUCUAUUACUGUACAGGGACCAAGCAGGGUUCGUGGGCACAACGGCUCCAGGAAAGGCGUGUCAGAGAGACGCUGCUGGCGCAGUGGCUGUGUACCGAGGGGCCGUGACGCUGGAGUCCUUCUCCGUCCUCCUGGCGCAGCUGCUGGGACGCAGCGUGGGCAUAAGCUACGAUGACUCCCGAGACUGCCGCUGCCCUGGGCGCGUCUGCCUCAUGAGCCCGGAGGCACUACAUGUCAGCGGGGCAAAAGCCUUUAGCAGCUGCAGCAUCGGGGACUUUGAAACCUUCCUGAAGCACAAUGGGGGCUCGUGCCUUUUCAAUAGACCGCGCUUGACCGGACUGUCCUACCGGAGAGCGGCUGUCUGCGGCAACGGCAUCGUGGAGCGCGGCGAGCAGUGUGACUGCGGGGCGGCAGAGGCCUGUGCGUUAGACAAAUGCUGUACUCCCCAGUGUAAUUUCAAACCAGGAGUGAAGUGCUCCUUGGGAUUGUGCUGUGAAAAUUGCCAGUUCAAGCAGAAAAACUCGCCGUGCCGCCCCCCCGCCGACGCGCAGUGCGACCUGGCCGAGUUCUGCAACGGGUCCUCCGCAUCCUGCCCCCCCGACCUGUACGUGCAGGACGGGCACGGCUGCGAGCACGGCACCGGCUACUGCUACAAGGGACGCUGCCAGUCUCCGGACCUGCAGUGCCGGGCACUCUACGGGAAAGGUGCAAAAAAUGCUCCUUUGGCCUGUUAUGAAGAAGUCAACCAUCAGCAGGAUAGGUUUGGACACUGUGGCAACCACCCAAAGGAUGGCUAUCAGCCCUGUUCCUGGCCGAAUCUGGGAUGUGGAAAGUUAGUAUGUACAUACCCGAAUCGUAUUCCCUUCACAAAAGUCAAGGGUGCCAUAAUUUAUGCUCAAGUGCAAGAACAUCUGUGCGUGUCUUUUGAUUUUAUGCGUGGACCCACAGCGCCUGAUCCUCUCCUGGUGAAAGAAGGCACAAAAUGUGGUCCUGGAAAGGUUUGUAUGAAUGGCACGUGCCACCCACAUUCAGUCCUGAAGUAUGACUGCAACGUGCAGAAAAAAUGCCACGGGCAUGGAGUGUGCAAUAACAAGAAGAAUUGCCACUGCGAUCCGGGCUGGAAGCCCCCCCAGUGCAAGACUCGAGGAUCCUCUGGAGGCGGCAGCAUCGACAGCACGCUGGGCCGCGAUCAUACCGCCAAAAGCUCCGUCCUGGCCGUGCUGAAGAACCGGCUGCUGCUGAGCUUCGGCGGCGUCUUCCUUGCCCUGGCCUGUGGCACCGUCAUGAUUAUGAAGUGGAGCCAGCUGAAAAGCUUCUGUGCAAGGAGAGCAUCACAAACAGAUGGAGUGUUUUUGCCGGAGGAUUUCCGGAUCUAUACUGAUGGCCGAAGGGGGCUUGCGAAAUCCGAACUGGCACAUAUCGAGCGCGACUGCUUCUACGAAGGCUACGUCGAGGGUUUCCCUGUUUCACUUGUGGCACUUAGCACCUGCUCCGGCCUGAGCGGGAUCCUGCAGCUCGUGAAUGCCAGCUAUGGGAUCAAGCCUCUGGAGGCUGCAGCUGGGUAUCAGCAUCUUGUGUACCCAAUGUGGAAUGAAAACGUAGAGACUCAGCUGUUCAUAGAAAACAGCUCUCUCGCCUGGACUGUGGAGGUGUCACUGAAGCCAGAGGAUGCAAUAGCAAGUAAGCAAGCUGUCCGUAGAUCCUCCCGGUAUCUGGAAAUGCACGCAGUUUUGGACAAAUCUUUGUAUGACUAUAUGGGAGCAGACAAGGAUGCUGUGACAGCCAAGAUAGUGCAGCUUUUCAGCUAUGUGAACAGUAUGUUUGCUCGCCUCAAUCUGACAAUAGUACUGUCUUCUCUGGAGCUUUGGACACAAAAGAACAAAAUCCCAACCACGGGAGAUGUUGAGGAGUUGCUGCAGAGAUUUUUGCAGUGGAAAAAUGUGCAUCGUGUGUUGCGGCUGCAGGACAUAACGUUCCUAUUUGUUUACAGGGAGCAGUCCCAUUACGUGGGGGCAUCUUCUGCGAAGAAGCUGUGUCUCAAAAACCAUGCUGGAGGCGUUGCCUUGUACCAGAGGGCUAUGACGCUGGAGGCGUUCGCAAUUGUUGUGGCCCAGCUGCUGGGGCUCAGCCUGGGGAUGGCGUACGACGAUCCGGGGAGCUGUCAUUGCGCAGGAGCCGCCUGCAUAAUGCAGGCCAGCUCGGUGUAAGCCUCCCCCUGCCCCCUCGGCACGUUGGGUGGGUUUCGGUGUGAUGGCACAAGUGGGACACGCUCCCGCCGGGUGUGCGG
Molecule: messenger RNA, 3152 nt
Organism: Aquila chrysaetos chrysaetos
Lineage: Eukaryota; Metazoa; Chordata; Aves; Accipitriformes; Accipitridae
Gene: ADAM32
Product: ADAM metallopeptidase domain 32
Exons: 27
Coding region: 1-3072 (1023 amino acids)
Biological process (GO): binding of sperm to zona pellucida; proteolysis; cell adhesion
Cellular component (GO): plasma membrane
Molecular function (GO): metalloendopeptidase activity
Source: RefSeq, a predicted model, not a curated record